Molecule: messenger RNA, 1599 nt
Organism: Suillus paluster
Lineage: Eukaryota; Fungi; Basidiomycota; Agaricomycetes; Boletales; Suillaceae
Exons: 6
Molecular function (GO): protein binding
Source: RefSeq, a predicted model, not a curated record
CAUUAUUAAGUACUGAAUGAGAUUCCACUUCCGACAUGACCGGUGAACUUUGAGCGUCAUGAUCCGAUUUGUUAACGACUUUCAAAUCAUUUUGCAUCAUAUCUCUUUUUUGCAGGCAUGUGUUGCGACUCGAUACCUGUGUCGAAUGCGUUGUAAAGAUUGAAUCUUCCUGGCUGGAGCGCAGGUACCGUGGAUCAACUACCAGUUGAAAAACUUCAUCGGAUUCGCAGCAGGGCAAUCCAACUAUCCAGCACACUACGUGGCCUAGCACGAUGUCGUUCGUUUCCGUGCCGAUCACAGAACAGCCUGCAGACCUGAGCUUAGCAGAUACGGAGCACACGGAAAUAACCCCCAGAGAGAGGGAUUUGGGUGGACAAGAGGGACAAGGAUGCCAACACCUUGCCGAGGGUAGUCAAGCACCCCCCGCCCGUUCGUGCUCAAAUAGCAAUGACCUUGUUCCACUCUUCCGUGUUCCAGACGAGAUCCUUAGGGAAAUCUUGAGGCACGGCGUUCAGAUGGAGGUUGAUGGGGGUGGCAGCAGUUUUCAGAAGACAAUGUCGCACGUGUCUAUGCGAUGGCGAACUGUAGCCAUCUCUGAUCCAUCUCUCUGGACCCGUGUUCCUGUGUGCCCGGAGGAAACCCUACAAUUCCUUCAAACGCGUAUUCAUCGUGCUGUGGAUAUGCCGAUUGAUGUUGACAUUCAUCCUUGGCCGACACAGCUCACCAGAUUUGCACCACACCUGUUACUCCCUCAACUGGACACCAUUCGCCAGUGCGCAAGUCUGUGGCGCUCACUCACCAUUCGGUGUGGAAAGACGGAACAGAUGUUCUCUACUGUUCUGCUCUACUUCAUGGGCCACAGGACGUUUCUGCCAUCCCUCGAAUGUGUGAGGCUGUAUGGAUGGGAUGUGCAAGUUAUGCCUUGGUCACGGGCACUCUUCUUUGAUGAACGUUGCACUCCAAGGAUUUCUACCCUUAAGGUCGACAACAUAAAGAUAUGCACCGGUAGUCUCGAUUCCCAGAAUUCUAGAAUCACCACUCUCAUUCUCACAAGAGACGCAAAAGCAGAGAUGGUGACUACGGCCCCUAAAGAUUUCUUUCGUGUUCCCUCCUCGUUCUCUCUCGCCUCAUUGGUAAUCCACGGUCUCGUGGUCGAUAUUCCUUAUGUGUCGUCCACCGACGGUCAUCAAUACUCCACUCUCCGCACCCUAGACAUCCACGGCAUCAAUUGCGCGCGUUUCUCCCCGCUUACCUUCACUCUUGCAUUGAUGUUUCCUGGUGUCACGCACCUCAAUUUGACAGGGCCACGGGCUGCCCCCUCGUUACUCGAAGCUGUACGACGAGUAUCUGCAGAUGAGAUAUGGCCGGGCCUUCAGAAGCUCGUACUGAAUGGUUUUGUUGCCCAUGAAUGGUCACAAAUCCAUCGUUACCUUCAAACAUAUAACAGAGGCGACUGCGAAGUUAGCUAGGACACCCCAAGGAUGACUUCGCGGUGCUAAAUCCCGUCGAUGCUCCCAAACAUCCGCUGUAGAGUAUGUAGUAUAGUAUAUAUGUACGAUCGCUGAGCACAACAUCCAAUCACUACAUUUUUUAAACGAA